AUGUCGUUUAUAACGAAAACUGAUCGUGUGCAGUGUAGCCGUGCUGCAGAAACGAACUGGGUCUACGUUGAAAACGGAAAAUAUCGCAUUUCUCGAAAGGCCCGCCAAAGACACACCAAAAUACAUUGUUUUUACGUCCCAAUACUGCGAGGUAUUGAUGACUACACCGUGCGCUUGGGAAGUAAAACAGACUUCAUUGAUGGAGAUCCGUUAAAGUUUGAUUUUUCUGAAGUACACUGUACCUCUCCAACCACCGGAGAGAAUUACACAAACUUAGUGUCUGGGAUAGCGUACAAUGCAUCUCUUUUCGCACGUGCCAACAGCACGCCAAGGGGGAGGAACGCUAUGGGUUUAAGUGUUCUGAUGAUAGGCUACGAUGGCGUUUCUCGUCUAACUUGGAUGCGCCACCUGCCAAAGACCUAUCAGUAUUUCACCAAGAACCUGAAGGGAACUGUUCUCGAAGGAUACAACAUCGUUGGUGACGGUACCACACAGGCUUUUCUCCCUAUCCUUACGGGCCUCACUGAAGAGGAGCUUCCGGAAUCCAGGCGCGGCAGGCCUGGCGCUGUGUCUGUUGAUGGAUUCCCAUUUGUUUGGAAGGAUUUCAAAAGGCAUGGCUAUAUCACUCAGUGGGUUGAGGAUGAACCCACCAUUGGGACGUUUCAUUAUAGAUUGCUUGGGUUUAAUGAAACACCUACAGACUACAACAUGCGUGUAUUCUACUUGAGAAAAAGGGAGAUGUCAAACAUGUUUCAGAGCUUUUGUCUUGGUUCCAUGUCCAACCAUCUAAACCAGUUAAACUGGCUCAAAGAUGCUUUUGUGGCGUACCCAGACAAACCAAAAUUCGUCCUCGGGUUUCAUAACGAAUACAGCCACAAUAGUCAGGACACAAGACUUCAAAACGCUGAUGAUGAACUUACCAAGUUUUUAAAGUACCUAGAAAAAGAUGGCCAUCUUGACUCAACUGUGCUUAUUUUAAUGUCAGAUCACGGCUGUCGUUUUGGAAAAUUGCGAGAGACCUUUCAAGGAAAGUUGGAAGAACGCUUGCCGUUCUUUUCAUUUCGUUUUCCGGAGAAAUUUCAAAAGCUUUAUCCCGAAGCUUAUAGAAAUUUUCUAAUCAAUGCGAAACGCCUGACAUCCCCGUUUGAUAUCCACGCCACUUUUAUGGACAUGUUGAAUUAUAAGCAGUCAGAAACUGAGGCAGACGGAAAACUAAAACGCGGCAUCAGUCUAUUUGAAGAGAUUCCCCUUGAGCGGACAUGCGCAGAUGCGGGGAUAGAGCCUCAUUGGUGCGCGUGUCAAAAGUGGGAAAGACUUAACAUUAGUGAUCCGGAUGUCACUGAGGCUUCGCACGAAGUUGUGUCAACAAUCAACAAGAUGACCAAAGAGAAAAGGGAUAAAUGUUCACGCCUGACAUUAGGAAGAAUACACUCCCAGGAGACGAGACAGCUGAAGAUUGUAGCGGGAACGAACCAAUGGAAGAGCAGUCUUGAUGACCACAGAGAUUAG
Molecule: messenger RNA, 1509 nt
Organism: Lingula anatina
Lineage: Eukaryota; Metazoa; Brachiopoda; Lingulata; Lingulida; Lingulidae
Product: DNA-directed RNA polymerase III subunit RPC9
Biological process (GO): transcription initiation at RNA polymerase III promoter
Cellular component (GO): RNA polymerase III complex
Molecular function (GO): nucleotide binding
Source: RefSeq, a predicted model, not a curated record